Linum trigynum is the source of this 1870-nucleotide messenger RNA. Lineage: Eukaryota; Viridiplantae; Streptophyta; Magnoliopsida; Malpighiales; Linaceae. The record is from the annotation of a GenBank genome assembly.
GUGCCCUAUAACAUAAAACACAUACAUAAUACACUAAUUUAAAACUUUAAUUUAUCAUCAACCAUUAACAAUUUCAAAUCCAUAGGAGACAAGCAGAAUACAUUGCUGGUUGAGUUGAAGGGUCUGCAUAAGUCUUGCUGGAAUUAUAAGGACUAAGGAGAGAGAGGUGCAGAGAGGGCGGUCGUAAAUCGUAAUGGACAGGAGCUUCAAUUUGUUGGAUUUGAAUCAUUCUUUUGGUUGCUUGUUUCUGCAAAGACAGUCAAGUAGGGAAGCAGUCCGGUAGCUUAAGUACAAAGAAAGAAAAAAAUGGUGGAUAUGAUAUGAUAUGGCUGCCGGCCGGCCGGCCGGCUUGACUGACCGGAAAUUAGUGUUUAUGCCUUAAUGGGUAUGAAUAUGGAGAUCGUCGAUCGGCUCUUCUGUUUGUUGUCAUCACAAAUGUUCAUUCAUAUCGCUGGUCGCCGCAGUUGCUGGUGUUGGAACUUCCGCUUACCAGUCAUCACCAAAUGGGCGAAAGCGACCAAUUUGGUCAGGCUCUGUUUGUCUUUUUUCUUAGUCCGGCCAAAAAAGGACCGAAGCAGAACAAAUUGAAACGAGGCGGAGGUUAUAUAAAACGGGCGAAGGCAAACCCAAGCAAUUUUCCCUCAAACGAAAACACACACAACAAUCAUCAAUGGAGAAUCUCCCGUCGGAAAUAGAGCUGGAAAUACUCUCCCGGCUACCAAUCUCUUCCAUCAUCAGGCUCAAAUGCGUCUCCAAAUCCCUCCGUUCAGUCGCCGAAAACCCUCGACUCCACGCCCUCUAUCUCGCUCACGCCCGCCGCCGGGACCCGUCCCUCCUCCUCCACUAUUCCGACGCCGGCAGUCAGCAGAUCCGCCUUCUCGCCGCCGGUUUCGGCAACAAAACCGUCAGAUCCGACGACGACCUAGACUUCACCAAACUCGUCCCCACGGGAUCCUGCAACGGCUUCUUGUGCAUCUCCGACGCCGAAAAUUCAUCCCUAACCCCUGUUUGCCUCUGGAACCCGCUCACGGGCCACCGGAUCCACCUCCCCAGGCCCAUCAACACCAGCUUCCCCGAGCCACAACACGUGGCUCUGGGCUUCGGGCCCGAUCCAGUAACCUCUGGGCCCAAAAUCGUCCGGGUGGUCUACUGCAACCGCCCGACCCUGUUCGGAUGGGCCUGGCACUCGCAGGUCCAGGUGCUCACCGUCGGCGCCACGUGGAGGGAGAUCGGACGGACAUCGUGGAACCUGAAGCCAGUGCCGUCGGAGGGCAUUUUGGUCAAUUCCGCUCUCCAUUGGCUCACCCUGCCGAUGCAGGGGAAGGUGAGGAUUGUGUCGUUUGAUUUGAGGGCAGAGGAGUUUGGAGAGAUUGGCUUCCCUGCAGAGGAAUUGGACCCAGAACGGUGUCGUUUGACCCAAUUGGUGUCGCUCUCCGGCCACCUGUCUGCGGUGGUUUGCUGCGGCGGCGGUGGGUUUGAGUUGUGGGUGAUGAAAGAGUACGGUGUGAAGGAAUCCUGGUGCCGGGAAUUCGCCAUUGACGGAGAUCAGUUGCCUGGAGCGCUGAAUCCGAAUGGAAGAGGCGAUGGAGGGGGAGCUGCAACGACUGUGCGCGUGCUGUGUAAACUGGAGAGCAGUGGAGCGAUCUUGCUGCAGAUUGGAGGAUGCAAGUUGGUAACGUAUUGUCCUGAGACUUUGGAGUCGAAGGAAGUUGAGGUUUCAGGGCUUCCAGGAUCCUUCUCGGUCACUCUUCAUAUGGAAAGCUUGUGAUCAUGAUCCAAGAGACCACACAAAUACAUGACUCUUAGGGGUCAUUUGAAGGAUAAGAGUAUGUGUGAUAUUGUCCCUCCUAGAUAAAUCUUAAAGGAUUGG